This is a messenger RNA of Aedes albopictus (Asian tiger mosquito), 8167 nucleotides long. RefSeq lists its product as uncharacterized. The coding region runs from base 1644 to 8135 and encodes 2163 amino acids. NCBI's taxonomy places the organism in Eukaryota, Metazoa, Arthropoda, Insecta, Diptera, Culicidae. Gene Ontology annotation, molecular function: nucleic acid binding. The record is from RefSeq and is a predicted model, not a curated record. The transcript has 4 exons. Gene Ontology annotation, biological process: DNA integration.
AAGUUGAGUUGAGGAAGAAUUACAAUAAGUAUUCAUAAUGUUGGAAAUUUCUAUGGAAGAUUAUAUUAUUAUAACGGAACAGAAUCACCCUUAUUUCAACUAAGCAACACUUAGUACCUAAAAUAGAUCCACCCCAACGGUGGUAGCAGACGCUUAGUGUAAACACCGGCAGCCUACCACCCAAAGGCGACAGUUUUAAUGACCGCGUCGACAUGUCGUCGCCUCCUUCCUUCCCGAGCCCACUCAACCUUGGACAAUCGUUCGUUGCACACAUCCAAUCCACGCAGAACAGUAGCAACGAACGACACCGUCAGGUAAAGGUGGAUAGGUUAAUGCGGUUAGGCAUAAUCCUUCGCAAUGAAAGAAAUUUCCGACACACAUUGCGCGAAACUAAGCCUGUAAUUACGUAUACCACCAUUCGGUCAGCUUUGCACGUAUAAUUAAUUAGGCGUACUUAAAAGCCAAUUAAGAACCGUACCUUAACCAAGGUCCGGUGAAUAGAUGUGAAUAUACUAUCUUCCACUUCGGCUAACGGUAAGCAAGUCAGAUCAGCACUCAAGUGGACCUCUUCGAUACCUCAGGGCUUCUUUCCUAAUACGAUCGACCAAUUUCCAUACUGCCUUUUUUUCGCCCACGGCUACUAAAGACAGGCCUUAAUUGCGUGUAUUCAGAAAGCUUCUUUUUAUGAUGGUUGACUUCGAGCUGGCAUUGAACCGACACAAAAAAUAUAAUUGGAAUUGAAUUAACUUGAUUGACACCUUCUAGGUACUAUCACAAGCAACCCCGCGCCACCUAUGGGCAGGAAGUGCAGGUAGCUAUAAAAAAGGGGAACACUUGUUUUUGCUUUACUCAUUCAAUGUCAGACAUCAUAUUUUGCUGAUAAUGCAAAAUUCUAGGACGCGAAAGCCCGUAUUUGCGUCAUAGCGAGAAAAAAUUUUUAUGUCUAGAACAAAGGGUUAACUGUUCCAGUUUUAUAUGGUCAGCAGGCUACUCCCAAUUUCAUCCUAGAUCCUAGUCAAAACAAAGGAUUACAGGGCUGUUUGUUUUGAUUUCCACGUGUAAUAACAAAAAGAAAGGAAUAAAUCGAUGCCGUAAUAGCUAUGUUUUCGAAUAGGAUGAAUUUGGGAGCGUAAUACCCCGGACAGACAUUUGAUACGAGUGUGAUACACGUACAACGGUACUACUUACUGUCAAGAAAAUUCUAACAAGACUGAUGUUGAUACUGGCAACACUUCUGGUCACGCUCCGAUGACGGCCGGAGCGAACCGUCAAACAUCCGUCAGGGAGACUGUGACAGAAGAAGAACAACAGUAAAUGUGUUCUGCAUCGUCAUUGUUCACUCAGAAUUCUCAAGUGAAAAGGCGUUAAGAGCUAGUUAAAAUCCUAAUCUACCUAUCUAAUUGUUUGUUUCCCAAUUUAAUAUACAAAAACGCACACAAACAAUUUCGUUUGAAGCGUUCAGUACGGUUAAAAUUGUGAAAAAAUACCCAUGCAGACCGAUUUUUUCUAAAGCUACAUUGCAACAAAACCUACGUGCGUUGUAAUUUGCUAAACGAAAUCGAACAGGGGUUCACAAUUUCCUAACCACAAAUCACAACGGGAACAAUCUUUAGAAAAAAUCGACAGCAGUUAAACCCGUCGAUAUGGAGUCGAUUCCACAAAAAUCCCUCCCGGACAUGCACUGCGAGCUAACAUUGAAUCCCUCACACACGCUCGACGAAAACCGGUCAGACUGCGUACGGUGCGACCGCCGGAACGGCGAAGAUUCAAUGGUGCAGUGCGACACUUGUCAGACGUGGUGGCACUUCGCAUGCGCAGGCGUCACCGACUCGAUCAACGAUCGAUCGUGGUCCUGUCCAAAAUGUCAGGUAGACGACUUGGGCAGUAGCGUGUCUCAUUCUCGUCGCUCACGAACCUCCAACAGUUCGGUAAAAUCCGCGAGAGUGAAUUUGCAGCUUGAGAAGCUGGAAGAGCUCCAAGCAAUGAAAGAGAAGUUUAUCGAGGAAAAAUACAAGUUGCUCGAAUCUCAACUGGAGGGUGAAAACGAGAGCAUUCGGAGCAAACGCAGCCGAGUCAGCAAGCAAACCAGCCUCGAUAAGGUAGCGAAUUGGGUAAACAAAUGCGCAGAGCAGAAGGAUGAUGUCAACGUGCCUACAUCAACGAACACCGAAUCUCCAUUGCCGCCAGCCCAUUCCGGCCAGUCCGUGGCGAAUGCUCGCAUCGAUAGCGAACACGUUCCAGAUGAAGUGCAGCUUCCAGAUGGCGAAAAUCAACAAAGUCCCCUCAAACAUCCUUCGUUGCCCAAGCAGCGUUCCGCUCCACCAGCCACAUGUAUCAAACCCGCUGUUGAAUACACUAAAACGGGUCCGAAUCAGGGCGAUGAUCCAGCCAAACGUUCCGUUUUCAACAAGCUGACAGGGACAGUACCUUUGGCCCAAUCGACCCCUGGCUACCCCUCGUUUGCCCCUGCGACGCUGGUGCUACCAACAUCAUCAGUGCCUACAGUGGUGUCCAAACCAUCCGCCGUUCCGUCCAUUGCGCCAGUGUACUCGUUUGCAUCUGCGCACAAAGCCACUGUGACGGGAUCCGUGUCGGCUCCACCGCCUCCCUCGGUAGUCCUGGCACCGCCGUUGAUUCCUCAACCUGCCGUUCCAUCUCAUCAAUUUCGCCAUCAUCAGGAGAGCUUACCGUCGACUCUCAUCAGUGCACCCAUACCCCCGCCGAUGUUUCAAGCUGCGCCGACAUUUCCACCUGUCUCGGUACCGUACCACCUGCCAACGUAUCCGGUGGUUCCAUCGAUGCUUCAAGCGCCGCAUGCUUCUGCUCCUGCGCCAGCCCUUGGACCUGUGCCGGGAACCUCGCCAGCGAUCGCGUCUACAUCUGCAUCGUCCCUCGUGCCACCGUCCGUGCCGGCUGCGCAGCCUGCGUCUUUGGUCAGAGAAGUAUCAUUCCCUCAGCCACCAGGUGAGCCAGAUAUUUGCCCCCAAUUCAAUUUGCAACCAACCAGUAAUGACGAUAACAUUCAACAUCUAAUGAGGCAAUUUGGUAGCAUUGCAUUAUCGUCAGCGCAAUCGCCAUUCCUCAACACAAAUUUAGCCACUUUUGCCCCCUCCCCCUCGCAAUUAGCUGCCAGACAAGUCAUGCCUCGCGACUUACCUCCCUUUUCUGGCAAUCCAGCCGAUUGGCCAGUAUUCAUAAGCUGUUUUAUGAACACUACGUUGGCUUGUGGGUACUCCAGCGCCGAAAAUCUUUGCCGCCUUCAGCGAUGCCUGAAGGGCGCGGCGUACGAGGCCGUUCAAAGUAGACUACUUCUACCAGAAUCGGUACCUCACAUUAUGGAAACUCUCCAUAUGCUUUAUGGCCGUCCAGAGCUGCUGAUUUCAGCCCUCUUGGACAAAGUUCGCUCGGCAUCACCACCGAAAGUGGAGAAAUUUCAAACCAUUAUAGAUUUUGGGAUGUCUAUACAAAGUCUCUGCGAUCACCUUGAAGUUGCUGGACAAACCGCCCAUCUGUCAAAUCCCUCUCUUCUCGCGGAGCUCGUCGCAAAACUCCCACCACAUCUCCAAAUGGAAUGGGGUUCAUAUCUCCAGGGAUUUUCGGAGGUAAAUCUGAAAACGUUCGGCCUCUUCAUGUCCAGUGUAGUGAAAGCAGUGAGCAAAGUGACAGUGUACGCCAGCAGCAGUGGAAGGUCAGGAGCAUUCGGGAAGAACAGCUCGAACUCGAGAGGAAGUGUUAACACCCACCGUAGUGACCCGAUAUUCAGUUCCGAAUCCAAUCGUGACGAUACAAAGCAGUGUCCAGCCUGCAAGAACGUCGGACAUCGCGUCCAGGAUUGUGGGACCUUCAAAUCGUUUUCCGUGGACGGCCGAUGGAAAUGUGUUCAAUCAAACGGUUUGUGCCGAAACUGCUUGAGUUCGCAUGCUAGGAGAAGCUGUAGAAAAACCAGCAACUGCGGGACGAACGGUUGUGAAUUCCGCCAUCAUCCGCUUCUACAUUCGACGCGGAAUAGUGCAGAUACGCAGAUACAAGCAUUGGUGAAUACCGCAGAAAACCAUACGCAUCGACAGGGGAAACAAUCGCUACUCUUCAGAAUACUACCAGUCACCCUUCACGGGCCUAAAGGAUCGGUGGAGACCUUUGCGUUCCUCGACGAUGGAUCAUCUUUAACUCUAGUGGAAGACAGUCUGGUCAAAGAGCUGGGUGUCGAAGGUGUAACGAUGCCGUUGUGUUUGCUAUGGACAGCGAACGUAUCACGAACAGAGAAGGGGUCGAAGCAACUGUCACUUACAGUUUCAUCAACUGAUGGAAAAAAGCAUUCACUGCAGGAAGUACAAACCGUAAAGGAGCUGUCGUUGCCUAUACAGUCACUGUCAUACGACCAACUCUGCGAGCAGUUCGCACAUCUCAAAGGUCUCCCUGUUAAGAGCUACUCUAAGGCGAUUCCUAAGCUACUCAUUGGAGUCAACAACCUGGAUUUGAUGGUUCCAUUAAAAGUACGUGAAGGAUACAAACGCGAACCCAUCGCUGCCAAAACCAGACUAGGCUGGUGUAUCUAUGGCGGUAAAGCGAGCGACGGACAACAAUUAUCAGUAAACUACCAUACCUGUGGAUGUGCAUCGGACCAUGCUCUACACGACCUUGUCAAGGAUUUCUUCUCCACGGAGGACUGCGGUGUACAACCCGUCACUCCUCUCGUAUCUGCAGCAGACGAACGCGCCCUGCGAAUUCUUCAGGAUACUACGAUGCGGGUCGGCAAUCAUUUUGAGACAGGCCUGUUAUGGAAGUUUGACCAUAUAGAGCUUCCUGAUAGCUAUGGAAUGGCUCGUCGACGACUAGAGUGCCUGGAGAAACGUAUGCUGCGGAACCCGGACCUCAAGCAAGCGUUACAGAGACAGCUGGUGGAUUAUCAGGCAAAAGGAUAUGCGCAUCGUGCCACUGCGGAAGAGCUAGCAAGCGCGGACAUUCGACGCGUGUGGUACUUGCCGCUGGGAGCAGUAGUGAACCCUCGGAAGCCAGGCAAGAUUCGCAUGAUCUGGGAUGCUAGGGCGGCCGUGAACGGAAUCUCACUCAACUCAGUAUUACUGAAAGGUCCCGACCAACUUACGUCCCUUCCUGGCGUUCUAGCACGGUUUCGCCAGUUCCAGGUGGGCGUCUGCUCUGAUAUAAAGGAGAUGUUCCACCAAAUCUUCAUACGCAAAGAAGAUCGCCACUCACAGAGGUUCCUUUGGCGCAACGAUCCGUCCGCAACACCUGAAGUGUACUUGAUGGAUGUUGCUACGUUCGGCUCGACAUGCUCCCCGGCAUCAGCCCAAUACAUUAAAAACAAGAAUGCCAAGGACUAUGCAGAGACGUACCCCCGAGCAGUCGAAGGCAUUGUGGAUAAUCACUAUGUGGACGACUCUCUUGAAAGUUAUGAAUCCACAGAGGAGGCAAUCAAAGUGUCCCACGAAAUGCGUUUCAUCCACAAGCAAGGUGGUUUCGAGUUGAGGAACUGGCUAUCCAAUAGUAGCGAAGUUCUGACCGCCCUAGGCGAAGUUAAACCCGGAGAGGACAAGAGUUUCGCUACAGACAAGCAAAGUGACGUCGAUCGGGUACUCGGGCUCUUGUGGUUGACACAGGAAGACUCCUUCAGUUUCUCGACCGAGAUGAAGGAAGAAAUCACUGAGCUGCUGCAGAACGACAAACAUCCUACAAAAAGACAGAUGCUAAAGUGUCUGAUGUCACUCUUCGAUCCCUUGGGUCUGCUGAGCCUCUUCGUGGUGCACGGUAAAAUUCUUUUGCAAGAAGUCUGGAGAGAAGGGAUACAGUGGGACGAAAAGGUAAACGACGAUCUGCAACAAAGAUGGAAAAGUUGGACCCACCUAUUCAAAGAUGUUCGAAGUCUGAAAAUUCCUCGCUGCUAUUUCACUGGUGCAACCAAGGAGCGAUAUCGGGAUCUUCAGCUGCACGUAUUUGUGGAUGCCAGUGAGUGUGCGUACAGUGCGGUUGCUUAUUUUCGAACGUCGAACCCUGAUGGAGCACCAGAAUGUGUGCUGGUUGCAGCGAAAACGAAGGUGGCUCCCUUGAGGACCCAGUCCAUUCCUCGAUUGGAGCUUCAGGCCGCAGUUCUUGGCGCUAGACUGUCACAGUUCGUGGAAGAAAACCAUACUCUACAAAUCUCCAGGAAAGUCUUUUGGAGUGACUCAGCAACCGUUCUCUCUUGGCUGCGAGCUGACCAUCGACGAUAUAAACAAUUCGUUGCGUGCAGGAUUGGAGAAUUGCUGACCAUCACCGAUGUCGGAAACUGGCGGUGGGUUCCAACUAAACAGAAUCCAGCGGACCUCGCAACGAAGUGGGGAAACGGGCCGAAUCUAACGGCCAGCAGCGCUUGGUUUAAAGGUCCCAAAUUUCUUCAAUUAUCGGAAGCCGAUUGGCCAGUGCAGAAAACGUCGAAGCCAUCUACGGAAGAAGAGCUACGCCCUUGCUUUGCACACAAGGCUACGAGUAUUCCUGCACGUCUGGUAGAACUUGACCGCUUCUCUCAGCUUAUCCGAGCUACUCGGGCUGUUGCCUACGUUUUACGUUUCGUUGGGAACCUCAAGCACAAGCGGAAAGUAACACAACAAGAGGGAUUCGUUGGCCCAUUAUCUUCGGAAGAACUGGUACGAGCAGAAUGUCUGCUUAUCCGCGAGACACAGUGGCAGUCUUUUCCGGACGAGAUGGUGGUCCUUGAACGCAACCGUUCGAAGCCGAACUCCGAGCAAGAAUUUCUGGGAAAAGGUAGUGUUCUCUACCAACUAUGUCCAAUUUUGGAUGAGCAUGGCAUUCUUCGUGUUGAUGGCAGAAUCGGAGCGGCUCCAAACGUCAAUGCGCAAACAAAAUUUCCUGUGAUUCUCCCGCGGAAGCACAAGUUCACCGAACUACUAUUGGACAACUACCAUCGUAGAUAUCUGCACAGUAACGCGGAGACCGUCGUGAAUGAGGUCCGCCAGGCUUACUACAUUCCGAGACUCAGAUUGGCGGUUAAAGGAGCAGGAAAAGCUUGUCAAUGGUGUCGGGUCUACAAAAGUGCACCGGAGAUUCCCCGUAUGGCGCCGCUACCAUUAGCAAGAAUGGCAUCCUUUGUGAGACCUUUUACCUACACCGGCCUGGAUUUCUUUGGGCCGUUAACGGUGAAGAUCGGGAGAAGCAACGCAAAACGCUGGAUAGCCGUGUUUACGUGUUUGACCAUCCGUGCAGUACACGUCGAAGUGGCCCACAAUCUAACCACGGAUUCGUGUAUCAAAUGCAUUCGGCGAUUCAUUUGCCGCAGAGGAGCACCAGCCGAGAUAUAUUCGGACAACGGGACCAACUUUCUAGGCGCCGCAAGACUUCUGAAGGAUCAGAUUGAGCAGUUGGCCGUAACGUUCACGGGCACCGCUACCAAGUGGGUGUUCAAUCCGCCUGGAACUCCGCACAUGGGUGGAGCAUGGGAGCGGAUGGUCCGCUCCAUCAAAACAGCCGUUGAAACGGCAUACAACAACAACCGCAAGCUGAAUGACGAGGCGUUGGAAACGUUUAUGGUGGAAGCCGAAGCUAUUGUGAACAGCCGUCCUCUUACAUAUCUGCCGCUAACGUCGGAGGAAAGUGAAGCUCUCACUCCAAAUCAUUUUUUGCUGGGCAAUUCGAGCGGCGUCAAACAACCUGCUGUCGAAGCAACGGAUCCAGCAGAUGCUCUCCGCUCAUCAUGGCAUCAAGUCCAGCACCAGCUCGACAUGUUUUGGAGGAGAUGGCUAAAAGAGUAUUUGCCAACGCUGACGAGACGACCGAAGUGGUGUAGUGAAGCAAAGGCAGUGGUUGAAGGACAACUGGUCCUGGUGGUCGGUGAAGGAAAAAGAAACGAGUGGACAAGAGGCCGUAUUGUUGAAACGAUUCAAGGGGCUGAUGGGAGAGUACGGCAAGCAAUUGUCCAAACUGCGAGGGGGCUUUUACGUAGACCGGUGGCUAGGUUGGCAGUAUUAGAGGUUGAAGAGGUUGGUAAAACUGGACCUGGUGGCCAGUGUUACGGGGGAGAGGAUGUUGAUACUGGCAACACUUCUGGUCACGCUCCGAUGACGGCCGGAGCGAACCGUCAAACAUCCGUCAGGGAGACUGUGACAGAAGAAGAACAACAGUAAAUGUGUUCUGCAUCGUCAUUGUUCACUCAGAA